Parastagonospora nodorum SN15 is the source of this 3966-nucleotide messenger RNA. RefSeq lists its product as hypothetical. Gene Ontology annotation, molecular function: molecular adaptor activity; protein kinase binding. NCBI's taxonomy places the organism in Eukaryota, Fungi, Ascomycota, Dothideomycetes, Pleosporales, Phaeosphaeriaceae. Gene Ontology annotation, biological process: autophagy of mitochondrion; piecemeal microautophagy of the nucleus; autophagosome assembly. Gene Ontology annotation, cellular component: Atg1/ULK1 kinase complex; phagophore assembly site membrane; extrinsic component of membrane. The transcript has 4 exons. The record is from RefSeq and is a predicted model, not a curated record. The coding region runs from base 1 to 3966 and encodes 1321 amino acids.
AUGUCGCUGCAGAUAGCUGUAGCCCAUACAGGCCAGCGCCUCGACGCUGAUCCUGUCGCAUUUAGCUCCGUAGAUGCGCUCAAGCACUGGAUCGCGAGAGCUUUUGAGAUACCGCCCGAGUCACAGAUAUUGCUGACUCCAGGCGGCAAACAUGUCAAGGUGCAAGCGCUACUGACGGAGAAAGAGAUAUUUGUAUACAGUCGCGAGUUGUCCAGCAACCCUAAGGCUGCCGUAUCGUCCACACCGCUUCCAGAUGUCUUCACGCCCGAUGACCCUCCAAAUACGCUCUCGAACAACACCGACCUCGGAGCAUGGCAGACGCUCUUUCAAGCCCGCCGCGACUGGGCCUUUGACGUCCUCGAGAAGUCGCACUCCAUGUCACGCAUCGCGACCAAGUACUUCGCUGAGCAGGCAACGAUAGCAAAGGGCACGCAGAUUGCAGUCGGAAACCAUGACUCGCACAUCCAGGGACUGGAUGCCAAGUACAAGGCCGCCAAAGAGUGGUUUGAUGGGGUCGAGAAGGAGGCAGGAGACAAUCUGCGGAGACUUGAUGCGGAUUUUGGUCAGCUGGGAGGCAUACCAGCAAAGGUCGAGUUUGCGCAGUUUCUGGCAAAGGAGAUGCGCUCGGCAGAAGCAGCCCAAAAUGCUCGCAAGAGUGCUCUAUCUAGGACUGCAUCUUUACAAGAAUUUCUGGAUAUAGAUGCGGUGAAGAGGGCGACAGGCACCAGCAAGCGCGUGAGGGAGGCAAUAAGGAAGCGCAUGGCAGUCAUGAACACACAGCUAGAGAAGAUUGGCGCCGAUUACCAGGAGUUGCUAGGUGCGGUUGGUCAAAGUCAAAGUCGAUCGCUGGUGGACGACUCGGAGGAGCCUUUGCGCCUGUACAAUGAGAUCGACGCGGUCGCUAAGAAAGUUGAGUCCGACUUUGAGCAUGUCAUGGGACUUGAGGCGAGCUCGAAGUCGGUUGCCCAAGUCUCGAAAAUGGCACUCCUGCACACACGGAAUUUCUUGCCUGCGAUCAAAGAGUAUAGCGUGGAGAUGAGCGAUUUACUUCGGAGGUCGGUAGAGCAGAAGGACUUCGCCAUUCGGAACUCAGUCGAGAGCAUGCAGGGUAUCACCAACAUCGAAUCCGUCAUCACGAGUAUAAAUGCGGAGCUCGACGCUUUCGGCAUUCCAGACGAGGGCGUUGCCGCUUUCGAACUCAUCUCGCUAGUCGGACGAUUGCCUUACGUCUAUGGUACUCUGCUUAUUGAAGCCGUGCGCCGACGCGAGUGGACAGAGCGACUACAGAAAGACACCUCAUCACUUGCUGAAGAGAUGGCAACGUUUCAGGAAGAGGAGGAGCGACGGCGGAAAAAAUGGCUGAAGCCUAUUGCAGAAGUUGUCAACCUAGAAGCAGUACAGGGAGGAAUUGUUGGCUUUGAGAUGAACGUACAACCUGAGAAGAACAUUUGGCCAGUGGUAAACCGUGACGAUCUCGUUGAGUAUCACCAGAUAUUACAAGGGUUAGAAGGCCAGAGCACAGAAGCCGAAGCACUUGGACAUGCCAUCAAAGAUCUUGAUCGUCCGACGAAGCAACAAAUCAAGCGCGCCAAGAAUUUCAAAAUGGGCAGCGUUCAUGAGCCUGCCUUUGGCAAGGCUUCUGCGCUUAUGGUCCGAGGCGACGACGAACUGCGGGUGAUCAAGGAGGCUAAUUUGAAGCUUGAGGAUGAGCUCAGAGGUUCCAAGAGUAGGGGUCAGGAUGACAAGCGCCGUGUUGUCCGUCUUGAACAAGAACUAGCAGCUGAAAAAGAGGCUCGAGCCAAUCUUGAAAAGCAAGCCCAGGCGCGCAGAGAUGAAGAUGCAGAGUCACAGCGACGUUUUGAAGAGGCUAUGUCAACCAAGAACAACAUCAUGGAGAACAUGAAGGCUCAGCAACGGGAGUUUGCAGACGAGCGGAGAUCUCUCGAGAGCGAAAUCCAGGCUUACAAGACGAAAAUUGAAGAGGCCGAAGAUGAGCUUGACCGUGUGCUCGGCAGCAGAGAUCAUGAACGUACAGGAGUUGACGCACGUGUUCAGGAGCUUGCAUCCGAACUAGAAAAAGCUCGUAAUGAAGCUGCAGAGCACAGCAGAGAUGCCGAGACGCGGGUUGCAUCUUUGCAAUCCGAGUUGGACAAGCGCACCCAAGCGCAGACACAGCACAUGGAAUCCCUUGCCACGGUCCUUACGCAAUUAGCCCCUGGCGAGAGCAUCCCUGAGGAGCAUGCUGCACUUGUGAGCCGGCUCGAGGAUCUUGCUGCGAGAUCUUUCAGCCACCAGAAGGAGCUGGAACAGGCAGUCGCAAUAGCCAAAUCUGAGAACGACAACACCCGCACGCAAAUGGAAGAGCAAGAGAACAAGCUCAAAUCUCGUACCACGGAUCACGAAAAGGAGAUUGCAGCUGUUCGUGAACAGCUCGAAACUGAACAAGCGAAGUUCGUCUCUAUCAGUUCGGAGCUCGAAGAUGAACGACGCCAACUUCACGACAUCCGCGCCAAAUUUGCCGAAGGCGAGACUGGUUCUGAAGAGUUGCGCAAGCGUGUUGAAGAGGAAGAAGCAAAGGUUGGCCGUCUCAGGAUCGAACUGGCAGAGAAGAAUUCACACAUUAAUGGUCUUGACAUUGAGCUUAUGCGCCUUGAGAAGAAGGUACUGAAGUACGAAGAGCUCGAUUCAUCUCGCACGCAUCAACGGGUUGCUCGCGCAAGGGACCUCAGUCAGCGGCUAUACACGCAGCAUGAGCGUCUCGUCCGCUUGCUUGAGGCACUUGGCUUUGUGAUCAUCCAAGAGAAUGGGGAGAUGGUACUACAACGAGCAUCUAAGCUCGGCAACAGUACUGUCAUGUCAGACACGAAUGCUGGACUAAGCCGAAGCACGACCACGCCUUCACCGACACCAUUGAAGCGAUUCCUUGAUGAUAUUGGAGACCUCUCUUUCCUACAAUGGACCGAGUCUGCAAGUCCAGAGGAGGAAGAUCGGCGAUACCAGGAGCUCAUUGACAAGCUGGACAUGUUCAACCUCGAGACCUUCAGUGAUGCGGUUGCAAAACGCAUGCGUGAUAUGGAGCAUACUGCUCGGAAGUGGCAGAAAGAAGCUCGUGCUUACCGCGACAAGUCUCAUCGUUUCCAGGCGGACGCUCACGAUAAGAUUGCAUACCGCUCAUUCAAAGAGGGUGAUCUUGCACUUUUCUUGCCUACCCGCAACAACGCUCAUCGUCCUUGGGCAGCAUUCAAUGUCGGAGCACCGCACUUCUUCCUUCGCGAGCAAGACUCGCAUCGUCUACAUGGUAAAGAAUGGCUUGUCGCACGCAUUUCUAAGGUAGAAGAGCGUGUGGUAGACCUAUCCAAGACCCUCGAAAGCGGUCCACGUGCAUCUCCUGACGGACGAUCAAUUGCCUCUAGCAAUGCUGUUUCAUUUGAGGAUGACAACCCGUUCGAGCUUUCGGACGGCCUACGCUGGUACUUGCUUGACGCCACCGAGGAAAAACCUAUGGCACCGGGUACACCAGGCAUCAAGGGUGCAGUCACGGUCAAGAGCAGUCUUGAAACCGGUCAAGGCGAAAUGCAACGUGCCAAGAAGAAAUCUUCAAUGGAUCCUGCAACCCAACUCGGUAAAUCACUCGACAGCCGUCGCAGCAGCGGCAAUAGCAAGAAGAGCGUGCCAGUUGUAGGUGGCAAACCCUCGGCCGAAGUCCUAUCACCCAGCGAAAACGCAGAUUCGAAUCCCAACUCCAACACAGCGACACGCGGUGCAAGUCCGGCUGGCGCACAUGGACCAAGUCACCUCCGAGAAACCGAGACAAGCAACAACAACGGAAAUGAAACGGUGGCAGCCAGGAUGGUAGAAGACCAAGAAGGACUAAACUCUGUGUCAACAAGGCUGACGUACGUCCCAGGCUCAUCGUCCCAAUCUCAGUCGCCAACAUACGCCACAGAAGCCUGGGCCGUCGAAUAG